Nymphaea colorata (pocket water lily) is the source of this 9755-nucleotide messenger RNA. RefSeq lists its product as uncharacterized. The transcript is spliced from 2 exons. The coding region runs from base 2678 to 3727 and encodes 349 amino acids. NCBI's taxonomy places the organism in Eukaryota, Viridiplantae, Streptophyta, Magnoliopsida, Nymphaeales, Nymphaeaceae. The record is from RefSeq and is a predicted model, not a curated record.
AUUAAGAGUGAUACUUAAAUAAAAAGGAAUAAUCAUUGUCGUGUUGUGACUCUUCACAAUUUUUGAAUUCACUUUCAUCUUCACAAAACUUUACAUUCCUAGAAACUAUGAUCUUAUCUUUGACAAGAUCAUAACAUUUGUAUCCUUUUUGAGUCUCAGAAUAACAAAUGAAUGCACAUUCAAUAACCUUUGAACUUAGCUUGUCAAUCGUGUCAUUAAGAACAAAGCAUUUGCAUCCAAAAAUACGAAGUCUAUUGAAAUCGGGUUCAUACUUGAAUAAUUUUUCAAAUGGGGUUGCAUUAUUUAAAACUUUUGAAGGCAUUUUGUUUAUGAGAUAAACAGAGGCAAGGGUUGUUUCAGCCCAAAAGUUUUUAGGCAUAUUUUUGGCAACAAGAAGAGUUCUUGUUGUUUCAAUUAUGUGUCUAUGUUUUCUCUCAGACAAUCCAUUUUGUUGAGGUGUUCUUGGACAUAAUUUUUGAUGGCCUAUUCCAUAAUUUUUCAAAUAUCUGUUGAACUCAUUUGAAAUGUAUUCACCCUCGGAAUCAGUCCUUAAAAUUUUUAAUCUAGCAUUGAUUAGAGUUUGUAUCAACUUGUGAAAAUUUUUGAAUAUUUCAAAAACUUCGGAUUUGUAUCUUAGGAAAUUUAUCCAAUAGUACCUAGUGAAAUCAUCAACAAAGAUCACAUAAUAUGAUAGCUCUCCUUUUGACAUGACAGGAAAAUGUCCCCAUACAUCGGAAUGAACAAGCUGAAAAGGCGAAGAAGAGAAGAAGUUUCUUUGUCCAAAAGAUUUCAUUUUUUCAUGUAUACAAUCAUUACAUUUAAAGUUCUCAAUACAAAUAUCCUUGGUAGGACUCAUCAUAGACAAUUUUUUAAUGUUUGGAUGACCUAAUCUUUGGUGCCAAACAUUGAUGUUUACAUUUUCGACAUAGUAACAAAAUUUUUCUUUGGGGAUACACAAAUUGUCCAUGUAGUAAAGGUCUCCUUUUUUAAAACCUUUCCCAAUCAAUCUCCCGGUUUGGUGAUCCUGCACCAAACAUUUAUUUGAUGAGAAAACUACGUCAAAACCAAAAUCUGAGAUUUGUGACACAGAAAGUAAGUUAAGAUUAAGUCUAGGGACAUAACUAACUUUUGGAACAAAAACUUUUGUUUUCCAAAUUCUUUUUCAAAAUUCCGAAUCCCUUUAACACUCAAAGAAGUUCCAUCGGUGGUAACUACAUUUGAUUCUUUUUUUAGUUUGUUCAAAAUUGGUCAAAGAUGAUAUAUUUGGUGUCAUAUGAAAAGAUGCACCGGAAUUUAAAAGCCAAGAAAACAUACCGAGAGUGUUGGAGAUGGAUGCCGUUGUUGUUAGUGCUCCAGAAUUUGACUCCUUGACCAUGGGUUGAAGGGCCGUCAUGAUUUGAUUCAGCGCGGUGGAGAUUGAUGAAAGAUCACUUCGUUCAUUUGCAACAUUUGUAACCUUUCUUUGAUCAAAUUGUCUAGUGUUGUAUUGUCCACCUUGAGGAUAUGAAGUUCUCCGGUUGUAUUGCGCUCCUUGAGGAUAUGAAGCUCCUCUUUUGAGAAAAUUUCCUCUAAUAUUUCGUGAUUGUCCUUCAUUGUUGUUCAAACUUUGGACAACUAGGUCUUAUGUGACCCGGUUCAUGACAAUCGUGGCAAACAACUUUAUAUUCUCUUCUAUUUUGAUUCUUAAAGUGAGGAGGUCUAAAAGAUUUGAUGUUGUUUCCGGGUCUAGAGGCGGCGAAGACUUUUUCUUCUUGUUUCGAAAUAAGAACACUUAUUCAUUUCUUUGGAUAGUUUCAUUUUAGUUUCUUCUCCACUUAACUUAGUAAGGAGUUCAUGAAUGGGUGGAUGAGAGGCUAAGGAAAGAAGGGCUGACCUUAUUUGUUCAAAUUCGGAUCGUAACCCUUGAAGAAAUUCGAAAAACCUAAAUUCAUCGAUUUCAUUUCUUCUAAUCUCAUGGCACUUGCAAUCCAUCCCUAGUUGCGGACUAAGUUGAUCUAACUCAUUUCACACACUAGAGAUUUCCAUAAAAUAUUUUCUUAACAUUUUUCUCUCUUUGUUUGAUACUUUGGGACUGUUGACGGAUAUUGGUGUACGGGUCGAGGUCUGAACCCGAUCCAGUAUGUCCUAAUUAGGGCAUAUUUAUAUCAUUGUAACCCUAAUCUUUGUGGUUAAUGAAAUCUUAAGAGAGAGAGUGUCUGGCGGCUAGUGGGCACCAGCUCCUCCUCAUUCGUGGUUUUUUUCCUCUCGUUGAGGGUUUUUCCACGUUACAUCGUGUUCUUCGUUUUCUCUUUCUUUGUGUUCGUGUUUCUACAUGGUAUCAGAGCCAGCGAGGUUGGGACUUUUUUGUGGAUAGUGGUGUUUUCUCCACCCACCGUUGCUACUGCCGCUGCCGUCGCCAUCACCACUGCCGCCGUUUCCAACCGGCUACGUCGCCCUGCCGUCUUCCUUGUUCCUUGACGUCGCCCUCUGCUGCUGCUCCCUGACGUCGCCCCUGCUUCGCCACCGUCGACCUUCUUCCUAACGUCGCCCUUGCUGCCGCGACUUGCUCCCUAAUGUCGCUCUUGCUGCCGCCGCUGACGUCGCCCUUGCUCAAUGCUUCCGCUGGUGCUUCUUGUUGUCGCCGGUACCUCUCGUGUUUUAUCGCCGCCCGUGCCCUUUGCUGGACUGGCCUGAGAUUAUGGCAGCCUCUUCUUCGUCUACCGUUAACACCAAUCAAUCUGAAAUCGGGGUUUUUAAAACUGAGAAUGUUUCCGCUCAGGUCAUUACUCUUUGCCUUACAAAAGAAAAUUAUUUCCCGUGGUCGGCUGCUUUGACUAUGGGGAUUGCUGCCCGCGGUCGGAUUGCCUAUAUCGACGGAAGGAACCCUGAACUGGCAAAGACAAGUGGUGUAUGGGACACUUGGUUUCUUGAGGAUAAUCAAGUGAAAACUUGGAUUGUCAACUCCGUCUCCGCCGAUAUUCAGCCCCUUAUCCUUUGGAAGAAGACUGCAAGAGACAUGUGGGUAGUCUUAGAGCAAAUGUAUGGCCAAAAGAAAAGGGCAAUUCGUACUUACCAAAUAGUGAAGACUGUCUAUGGCCUUCGACAAGGGAACCCUUCUGUUGCAGAUUACUAUGGGGCUUUGAAAGCCAAAUGGGAAGAGCUUGACUAUCAUUCUGAUAUUCCUUGGCAUUGUCCCCAAGAUCAGGCACUUUAUGUAGCUCAAGUAUGGGAAAACAAGAUGUUCCUCUUUUUAGCUGGUUUAAAUGAUGAGUUUGAAGGUGUUAGAAGCCAGAUUCUGAAUUCAGGAGAGGUGCCCAGUGUUGAAGAUGUGUACUCCUGUGUUGAAGCAAAAGAUCAGAGAAGGCUGGUUACAAAUGAGGGCAAGAGGGAUCUCGUGCCCUAUCAUGAGAGAUCCGCUCUUGUGAGUCGUGGUACUGGAGGCCCAACUAGAUCUCUUCACAGAUGCACUCACUGCAAGAAAACUGGUCAUACCAUGGAUUAUUGUUGGGAUCUUCAUCCAGAGAAGAAGGGAAACAAAGGGAGGUCUUCUAUUGGGAAGAUGCCUGUGUCUGAGGUGCCCAAAUCCAGUGGAGAAAAAGUCUCCAUUUCUGCUGACCAGAUUCGUGAACUGAGGGCCUACUUGGGUCGAAUUGAUGUCAACCAGGCCGAGACAGCAGAUGAGACAAAGGCUAAUCAUGCUCUUGCAGUUAUUGGCGAUACAGGACUUGGUGAUAGGGAAGAGGAUUAGGAUUGGUUUGGCGUCUGAUGGCCUAUAUCGUCUUCCCAUACAUGUGGCUACAACUCUUGUGACAGCGAUCAACAAGACAGAGAAACGAAGAGAAGAUUGUCUUCAGUCCUUCUUGUACUGGCAUGAACGUUUUGGGCAUUUACCUUUUGGGAUUUUGAAACAGUUGUUCCCCGAUUUGUGUUCUUCUUUGAAUUUGUCUUUGAUUUCCUGUGAUGUGUAUCAGUUUGCCAAACAUGUGAGGGCUUUGUACCCUAUUUCUACUAGUUGUGUUAAUGAAGCUUUUUCCUUGGUUCACUCGGAUGUGUGGGGGCCUUCGGGAAUUCAUACCCGUCAAGGUUUUCAAUACUUUAUCACUUUUAUUGAUGACUUCUCUCGGGCUACUUUUGUGUACUUGUUAAAGGAUUGCAGUGAGGUUCCUCAUAUCAUAGAGACCUUCAUUCUUCUUGUGUAUACUCAAUAUGGUGGGACUAUUAAAACCUUUCGGUCCGAUAAUGCCCAUGAGUAUAUGUGUCAGUCUGUUGAGGAUUUUCUUCGAAAAAGGGGGAUUGUUCAUGAGACGUCCUGUAGUUAUACCCCCCCACAAAAUGGGGUGGCUGAAAGGAAAAAUCGCUAGCUUAUUAAUGUCACCAGGGCCCUUCUGUUUCUGAGAAACCUUCCUAAACACUAUUGGAGUGAUGCAGUUCUUACUAGUGCGUAUUUCAUCAAUCGCAUGCCACUCCUUCCCUGGAUGAACCAAGUCCAACCUUGAAGACUCAAGAUGAGGUUGAAAAGGAAAAUGAAGAUCUUCCCAUUGCCCUGAUAAAGGGUGUCAGGUCAUGUACUCAACACCCUAUUAGUAAUUUUGUAUCUUAUUCCAGACUUGGCAAGGAUUACAAGUGUUUUGUUUCUUCUCUUUUUUUGGCUGUGAUUCUCAGGACCGUUGCUGAAGCUCAAAGUGAUUCCAAGUGGGCUGAUGCUAUGAAAGAAGAAAUGGAAGCCUUGAGAAGAAACAUGACAUGAGAGGUUGUGAAGAUUCCUGAGGCGGCUCACUUGGUUGGAUCCAAAUGGGUGUAUACCAUCAAGUACAAACCAGAUGGGAGUGUUGAAAGAUAUAAAGCUCGUCUUGUGGCCAAGGGGUUUAGCCAAAAAUAUGAGAUUGAUUACUUGGAAACCUUUGCUCCUGAUGCGAAAAUGAAGACAAUCAGAGUUGUUAUAUCCCUAGCUGUGAUGGAGUGGAAGAUGUACCAACUAGAUGUUAAGAAUGUCUUCCUCAAUGGUGACCUCGAAGAAGAAGUAUAUAUGCAUACUGGCUACGGAAUUUGAUCUCAAGGAUCUUGGCAAGCUGAGGUAUUUUCUUGGUAUUGAGAUUGCUAGAUCGAGUAAUGGUCUUGUGCUAAACCAAAGGAAAUACACAUUAGAUCUGUUGGAAGAGACUGGUAAGUUGGGGUGUAGACCUGCUUCUACCCCACUUGACAUCGGGCACAAGUUGAGUCUUAGAGAUGGAGAGCUGCUCUGUGAAGAAGCUAAGGGAAGAUAUCAACGUCUGGUUGGGAAGUUGAUUUACCUUACCCUCACGAGACCUGAUAUCACUUUCGCGGUAAACGUAUUGAGUCAAUUCAUGCAUGCUCCUACUGAUGCACACCUGAAGGCUGUGGACAGAGUGUUAUGUUACUUGAAGAGAAAUCCUAGUAAGGGACUCUUGUAUGUAAAACAAGAGAUUGUAGAGGUCGAGGGGUAUUCCGAUGCAGACUGGGCAGGAUGUGCUGAUACCAGACGGUCUACUAUAGGGUACUGUGUCUACCUGAGAGGAAGCCUUGUAGUAUGGAGGAGCAAGAGACAGGAUGUAUGUUCUCGAUCUAGUGCAGAGGCAGAAUAUAGAGCCGUUGCUAUGGGAGGAGUGUCAGAGUUACUAUGGUUGAAAAUAUUGCUAACUGAUAUUGGAAUAGAGAUUGAAAGACCUAUGAAGAUGUACUAUGAUAACAAGUCUGCAAUCAAUGUAGCCAACAACCCUGUUCUACCCGACAGAACCAAACAUGUUGAGAUUGAUCGUCACUUUAUUCGUGAAAGAAUUGAUGCUAAAGAGUUAAUACUUCCUUACAUGAAGUCUGAAGACCAAACCGCUGAUGUUCUGACGAAGGCUCUAUCCUCGACUUCGUUCGAGAGAAAUGUAUCCAAGUUGGGCAUGUUUGAUAUGUAUGCUCAACUUGAGGGGGAGUGUUGACGGAUAUUGGUGUAUGGGUCCAGGUCUGGACCCGAUUCAGUAUGUCCUAAUUAGGGCAUACUUAUAUCAUUGUGACUCUAAUCUUUGUGGUUAAUGAAAUCUUAAGAGAGAGAGUGUUUGGCGGCUAGUGGGCGCCAGCUCCUCCUCAUCCGUGGUUUUUUUCUUCUUGUUGAGGGUUUUUCCACGUUACAUCGUGUUCUUUGUUUUCUCUUUCUCUGUGUUCGUGUUUCUACGGGGCCUUUUGAAUCAAUAGAUAUUUUCGGGCUAUAUCUUUUUGGGUAAACAUUCCCUUGAGAUAUUCCCAAACUUCACUAGUUUUUUCAUAAUACAUAAGAUUUUGAGCAAUCUUAGGUUCAAUGCAUCCAUAAGUCCAUUCUUUAAUCCUAGAAUUCUUGACUUCCCAAUAGUCUAAUUUUUUGUAAUAUUCAUUCAUGGCAUUUUGUCUUUCCUCCACAUCUAAUUGUUUCUCAAUCUCAUUCUCUACUUUGGUUAACUUAAGAGAAAGAGGGAUAGACGUGCCUCUUAUGAAGCCCUAUAAAUAUUUCCCUUUGAUAUGCAUUUCCAAACAUUUUGCCCAUAACAUAUAAUUGGUCCCAUCAAGCUUGUAUGGAGCAUAAUAACUUCCUCCUUUGAUUGAAACUUUGGAGUCCUCCAUGGGAGCAAUAUAUGAAACAAUUAUCUCCAAAUAAGUCAAGAAAAAAUUCUUCUAGGAGUUUUACCAAACAGUUGGUGAGCAGCCACGACAAUGGCCUUCAAAAGAUGAUAUCCACCAGCAAAGAAAUUCUUCAACGAACCAUCAACUCAAGAUAACAGUAACAACCUUUAAUAGGCUUCAAGAAUCAGCUGAUACCAUGUAAAAAGUGAUUAUAACAGUCACAAAAGAUGCAUAUGACAGCAAAAAGGCACUGAGGUCAAGUGAGAAGAAUAAAACUCAUUCAAUAAAUCAUGUGAAGGCUGUAAAACAUAGCUUACUUUUACAAUGGACUGUUACAAGUAUUUAUACAAGAGAGAGUAAGGAGGAAAGGGGCUGAACUAGCCAUUGGGCUAGUUCCAACAGCUCUUAAUAGAGCUGUUGGAACUGCCAACGGCUAGCUCAGCAAUACAAUAAAAAAUAAAAAUAAAACAUAAAAGUAAAAUAGAAAAGGAAAAAAAUAAACUAAAUUCUAAACUAAUUCCUAACUAAGAUAAUACCUAAUUAAGAGGUAACAAACAACUAACUAAGACAUCCUAUUUCUUAACAGCACCACUGUGCUCUAACCAUUGACUGAAUUACUUUCUCCCUUAUUCUUUUUGCCUUUGUUUUGGGUAUUGAACCAAAAUUCUGCCUUCAUCUGCCUUCUUUUAUUACAUUGGAAGUAUGUGGGCACUCUUCUUUGCUUCCCUCCAUUGUGGACACCUGGACUACUAGGUGUUGUGGAGAAUUCCACAUACUCCCUGUCCAAACUGAACUCAAGCUCUCGUACCUUGAUUUCUCUAUUUCCUCAUUCAUAACCUGUGGAGACCUCUGUAGCAAACAUUGAAUGGGAACUAAUAGAGUCACUUUCUUUUGCUCUUUAUUUUAUCGUGCUCUCAUGCUAAAGAAGUUUUGCCUGUAGAUCUUGAAAACUAGGCAACUGAGGAAGACAUUGCAGGGCAGUAGAGUAAGCACAACAAAAUCAGGUCCUAAUCCAUUGAUCAGCUGCUGCACAAUAUCUUUGUUUGAGAUUGUACUGCCAAUAAUAGCCAACUAGUCUGUGAUGUCUUUCAUAUGACCUAUGUACUCCAUCACAAGGUUGGCCCUUUCUUCAAAUUUUGAAAUUACCUCUUCAAGAAUGAAACCCAUUCCUUUGAAAUCUGUGAAUAAGUGUCAGUAUGGUGGUUCCAUAGUUCUGCUGCUAUGUAGUCAUAUGAGAGCAUAGCCAACACCUGCUGAGAAAGUGUUGAUGUGAUGUAGACGACCACAAACUGAACUCGUUUUCUCCAAGCACUGUAUUCCAGAUUCUUUGUGGAUUUGGAAGAAAUAGCACCAUUUUCAUCCUUGGUUUCCUGCACAAUAAACUAUGGUGGCAUGGAAGCUGAACCAUCAAGAUAUGCUCAUGAAGAUCCUACCUCCGUUUAUAUAUGAAUGGAAUGAUUUGCCUCUUUCAAGUUAAGAAGCUAUACUAAGUAAGUUUCUUAAUAACAAGCUGAUUUAGAAAAUUGAUUCAAAUAGUAUGGCAGUGAGACGGACCUUAGAAGUAACAUAGGUAAGAAAACAAUUUCAGAUUCGCAGUAGAAAUUUGGUAUCUCGGUCAAGACAGUUCAGACUCAGAGGCUCAUGAAUCACACGACUGAAAAUUGAGGGAAAGAGCAAAAUGACUCAGCAGAAGAAAUAAAGGGUGAGUGGAGUAGCUUUAACCUCUUUAUUGGAAGAGCUGAUCUCUCUAAGCAUGUCGAUGGAAAAACCUCGUAAACCUGGCUCUGAUGCCAUAAUAGAUUUUGGAGGACUAAGCUCUAUCUUGGACAUCCACAGUUUAGUUUGUGCAGUGAACAGAGAUGGAGAGGAGGAUGCUAAAGGAAUGGGUUGAGGCAGAUGCAGAAAAUGGUGCACCACCUAACCCUAAUCUCGUGUAUUACUAAAACAUAAUUGCACUGGACACUAAAAUGCACAACACAACUAAAAAUAUUACAAGACUGCCACCAAUAGGUCACCCAAACGAUAGUGCGUCAAAAUUAAAGACACAUUGGAGGUUGCAGCAUCUUGAUCUGGAUCCAGAUCCAGAUGACUCUUAACAAGUACUACCUGUAUGGGCACUUCAGGGCAUGGAUUUGUACGGGCAUAGCCAGGGACACAGGUAAAGCUGCUUAGGUGCAGUGAAUGCAUCUUCUGCCUGUCUUUGCCAAUUUUACGGUAAAUAAAGAUUGUUUAAGCCCAAACAUCUUUUGUUUCUGUAAAAUUUUAAAACUGUUUUAGUAUUUUCUUUUCUUUUCAAAUUGUCAUCUUUUUUUCUAAAAGCCUUUAAUUAUGACUACUUUUGUGGAUGUUGUUAUAUACAUAUACAAAACAUGGAUUUCUUUGGCCAUCCAGAUGCUUCGGCUUCGCACAAAUGCAGACCGAUGAAUUGCAUAAGGCAUGAGUGUGAGAGGACUGAUGGAUGGCCAAAGGAUUUCAGUUCCAACACAUGCACCAUUGUCACAUAUAUCGUGUACGGGUAUUAUACGACGAGUAAUUUCUCGAGUAUAAUACUGCAAAGUUGUAUAUCUUGAGAAUAUCACGGGAAAAUCUGGGCAAAUUUUUAAAAAAUUUAAAACAUUUUAUAUUACACAUAUUUUAAUUGCUGUUUUAUUCGACUGACUAAAUUUUUGUGUAUUUAACACAUUGUUUUCGAAUAAAACGUGUUUUUUGUGACAAUGACACACACACACGUAUAUAUCUGGCACACAACUUUUUUUGCCAUGUCCACACUUAAGUAUGUACACAUACCUGCACCUGUAUGACUCAGCUUUUAGGUGUGUAGAAGGGCUUGUUUCUAAUGGAAGAAGAAUGUAUAAUCCUAUUCUAUUCUGAACCAUGAGAAAAUUAAAAUAAAAUCAUGCUCUAGCAUGUGUGCAAUGUCAAGCAGCCAGGAAAAUACCAAUGAGUUGCAUAUGGUGUUCAUGAAAGGCCAGCAAAAAGAUUUUGAAGUGGCUACAGAGUAUGUCAAAAGGUUUUCAGCCUGUUCUGGUACCCAGGCUACGCUGUUGUGAUGAUAUUUGGCAUUAGAUCAUUUGAGUUAGAUAAUGUUUUUCCAUAAUUUCAGUGGGUGGAGUACGCUAAUUUUGGAAUGAGCCAGUUGGGUAAAGUAUGCUAAUUAUGAAAUGUUUAAACUU